Molecule: messenger RNA, 5755 nt
Organism: Nomascus leucogenys (northern white-cheeked gibbon)
Lineage: Eukaryota; Metazoa; Chordata; Mammalia; Primates; Hylobatidae
Gene: FASTKD1
Product: FASTK mitochondrial RNA regulator 1
Biological process (GO): regulation of mitochondrial mRNA stability; mitochondrial RNA processing
Cellular component (GO): mitochondrial matrix; ribonucleoprotein granule
Molecular function (GO): RNA binding
Source: RefSeq, a predicted model, not a curated record
CGUGACUUCCGCAGUGCACGCUGCGCCUGCCGGGCAUUUUUUCUUGGUUUGGGGGCAAGGUCUCAUGGGAAAGGUCAGGUCUCUCGAAGAAAGGUUAUAAACCCUGAGAUAUGAGGGUUGGGCGAGACAUCCGAGCCUGUUGCAUUCCGUGUUGGGACCAGGAAUAACCCUGACUUCUGAGCUUUCAUAACCCCAGGAUCCUCCAGAAAAUUUGCGGCGCGCUGAGGGAAAACCUUGCUGGCAAGUCGGGACCGUGUGGCAGCGGCUGUUUUUCUUUUCCCUCCCAGCACGUUUUCGGGCUGGGGACAUAGGGUUCGGUUGAGAUACAGAGGCUCCCUUUGGGAUAUUGGGUUCUCUGAAGUGCGGAUGGACUAGGGCAGGGCUGAGACCCCAUUCAUUCACUCAUUUGUUCAGCUCUCCUGUAUGCCCGGCACAGAAGAUACCCCUUAGGGUCCCAAGGCCCCUCCUGUAGUUAAGUGCCUUCCUUAAGGUCAUUCAGCUGGGGCAAACCUGGGGACUCGACACCUUUCUAUGCUAACCAUUGAGCUGUCUCCACUUUGAGCAUCUCAGUAGAUGGAUAUAGUAUCUUGAGGAUACCUUUGAUUUUUGCAGGGUUUUCUUGUGCAGGUAUGUGACCAGGUCAGCUUAGGUCAGGAUGCUGUACUGCUUGCCACAAAAUAGCCUGUACUGUCGCGUCAUUUUUUCUUGUGAACAGACUGUUUGGCAUAGCCGUAGAGAGGGGUCUGAGACAUGCUUUUAGUGAUACAGUGUUGAUUUGUUUGUGUAAUGAGGCUGUUCAAGUGGAAAGAACUGAGUUGUAGUCCCUGCUUCACUAGUACUAGAACAAUUUUUUUAAACCUUUUUGAACCUGUUUUUCCUUAUCUGUAAAAUGGAAAUAAUAUCGACCUGGAAGGUUGGCUGAGGGAAUUUAAUGAGAUAAUGUGUUUCAAACGUUCUUUGUAAAUGAUAACAUGUUGCAGAAGUAUUAGAUUAUAUGACUUUAGUCCCCGCUUUUCCAACCAUUACUUCUCAAUUAUAAAUGUAAACAUUUAUAGCAUAUUUUUAAAACAAAUUAUUCUUUUUCAUAAUUAUCUUUAGUUCUUUUAUUGUUUCAGCAUGACUUGAAACAUUACUUAAUUUCUUAGUAUUUCUUGAUUGGUGCUUUAAUUGUGUCGUUUAUUGGUUAAAACCUAUCCAAGGCCAGUAAUGAUUAAAUUGUAUGACUUCUUUUAUUUAUUUAUUUUCUAAAGAAAGGAAUUAUUUGAGCUCUUUAAGGGCACAAGAAAAAGGGGCAAGAAGUUAUCUUGAAAGCAAAUAAACCAGAGACCAUACUUCUGAAAAAUUAAAAAAAAAAGUAUAUAUAUAUGUAUGUGUAAAUAUAUAUGGCUGUGAAUUAAUGCCUACACUUUUUAGGAACUUUGAAGGUGAUUAUUUAUUUUAAACAAUUUUCCUCUUUUUUGAGAAGACAGCUCUGAGUUUGUGGGCUUUUUUUUUCCCCUUUUAUGGUAAAUUUGAAAACUUUAUGUAAAUGUCAGAUUUAAAACGCUUUUAAAAUAGGGUGCAGAAAGAAGCCUCUUUUUCUGGACAUUUAUUUUUGGAUCAAAUUCUGCUAUCUGGUUUAGACUAAGAAAAAGCCUUUGGUUAAUGCAGAAAAAAUGUAUUACUUUAAUUUGAAUUUUGGAAUCAUUUUGAUAUUAAUGACGUAAGCAUAACCAUGUUAAACCAAUUUUUUAUAGAAGCUGUACAUUGGACUGGGUUUACAGUCAUUGUAAUGGAAGCAAAAUACAUGAAGGAAAAACUGUUAUUUGUAUCCCUGCUUAUUGCACCUGACGACUGGUUGCAGAUGGCUUUGUUUACCUAAGAAAAGUUGUGAUAUAAAUGAAAAAAACACCUGUUUUCCUACACUUAUUGGUUACAAAUAUGCUUCGUCUAAGAGCUAUUUGUCCAUUCUCCUGGAGAGUGUUUCAAUUUCGACCCAUCAGUUGUGAACCACUAAUUAUUCAGAUGAAUAAGUGUACAGAUGAGGAGCAAAUAUUUGAUUUUAUUGAAAGAAACAAAGCCAUACUUUCAGAAAAGCAAGUGGGAUGUGCAUUUGAUAUGCUUUGGAAGCUUCAAAAGCAGAAGACCGGCCUGUUAAAAAAUGUUGAGUAUGUCAGAGACCAUCCUCAAUUUCUUACUCUUCAUAAUUUAGCUACAAAUAAAUUCAAAUUAAUGAAUGACAAUACCCUGGUGAAUGUGUUAUACGUCACACAACAGUUUGCUGGUGAGGCCCACGACCCGCUAGUUGAAGCACUAGUUACAGAAGCAUGGAGAAGGCUAGAAAGGUUUGAUAUUAAACUGCUCUCAGAAUUUUCCUCUUGCCUAGCAGAUCAGCAUUUGUAUUUUAGUCCAUUAAUGGGAAAAAUAGCUGAUAUUGUUCAUAGGAACUUGGAAACCACACAGGACUUAAGUUCCUUGUCUGUCUUGAUGGUCAACAUAUCUUCUUUAAUAUCACGACAGUUUCAACAACAACUAGUGAACAAAACAGAACUUCUUUUUGACACCAUAGAUUCUUCUGAGGUCAAUGUUGCAAAAAGAAUAGCAGAGUUUCUUCGAAAUGUUAGAUAUCAUUAUCAACCACUAUUAGAAAGAUGUAAUAACGUAUUUUUAAGUAAUGUGGACCACCUUGAUUUGGAUUCCAUCAGUAAAAUAUUUCGUGUGUACAAAUUUCUACAGUUUAAUAGUUUUGAAUUUACUAUAAUGGCUAAAAAGAAGCUAACUGAAAUGAUUCCUCUGUGUAAUCAUCCUGCUAGCUUUGUAAAAUUGUUUGUAGCAUUGGGACCCAUUGCAGGACCUGAAGAAAAGAAACAACUUAAAUCAACUAUGUUAUUGAUGUCAGAGGACCUAACUGGCGAGCAAGCCCUGGCAGUGUUGGGAGCAAUGGGAGAUAUGGAAAGCAGAAAUUCAUGUCUGAUUGAAAGAGUUACUUCAGUUCUGCAUAAACAUUUGGAUAGCUAUAAACCAUUAGAGUUGUUGAAGAUAACUCAAGCAUUGACUUUUCUGCAUUUCCAAAGGAAGGAGUUUUUUGUGAAACUUAGAGAAUUACUGCUUAGUUAUUUGAAAAAUAGUUUCAUACCAACCGAGGUGUCUGUUCUGGUCCGUGCUAUUUCCCUGCUCCCUUCUCCUCACUUGGACGAAGUGGGGAUAUCCCGAAUUGAAGCCGUUCUACCACAGUGUGACCUAAAUAACCUGAGUAGUUUUGCCACAUCUGUUUUAAGAUGGAUUCGGCAUGAUCACAUGUAUUUGGAUAAUAUUACUGCAAAACAACUGAAACUACUUCAAAAAUUAGAUCACUAUGGUCGUCAGAGACUACAACACAGCAACGGUUUGGAUCUGUUAUGGAAGGAACUUAAAUCUCUCAAAGGAAACACGUUUCCUGAGUCACUUCUUGAAGAAAUGAUGGCUACUUUACAGCAUUUCAUGGAUGAUAUUAAUUACAUGAAUGUUGUGGAGAUUGCAUCUUUUAUUUCUAGUACUGAUUACCUCAGUACUUUGCUACUUGAUAGGAUAGCCUCAGUGGCUGUUCAGCAGAUUGAAAAGAUCCAUCCUUUUACAAUCCCUGCUAUUAUUCGUCCAUUCAGCAUGUUGAACUAUGAUCCACCUCAAAGGGAUGAAUUUUUGGGAACUUGCGUGCAACAUCUUAAUUCUUACUUAGGUAUAUUGGAUCCUUUUAUAUUAGUGUUUCUUGGUUUCUCUUUGGCCACACUUGAAUAUUUUCCAGAAGAUCUGCUAAAGGCAAUUUUUAACAUCAAAUUCUUAGCUAGAUUGGAUUCUCAACUUGAAAUUUUAUCUUCAUCUCAAAGUGCAAGAGUCCAGUUUCAUCUUAUGGAGUUAAAUAGAUCAGUCUGCUUGGAAUGCCCUGAGUUUCAGAUUCCGUGGUUUCAUGACCGCUUCUGUCAACAAUAUAAUAAAGGUAUUGGUGGCAUGGAUGGAGCACAACAGCAGAUUUAUAAAAUGUUAGCAGAGGUACUAGGAGGAAUCAAUUGUGUAAAAGCCUCGGUUCUGACGCCUUAUUACCACACAGUAGAUUUUGAGUGUAUCUUGGAUAAAAGAAAAAAACCUCUUCCAUAUGGAAGCCAUAAUAUAGCAUUGGGACAACUACCAGAAAUGCCAUGGGAAUCAAAUAUGGAAAUAGUUGGAUCAAGGCUGCCACCAGGAGCUGAAAGGAUUGCUUUGGAAUUUUUGGGUGCAAAAGCACUUUGUAGAAAUAUCCCUCACAUGAAAGGAAAAUCUGCUAUGAAAAAACGACAUUUGGAAAUUCUGGGGUAUCGUGUAAUUCAGAUUUCUCAGUUUGAAUGGAACUCUAUGGCACUGUCAACAAAGGAUGCUCGGAUGGACUACCUGAGAGAACGUAUAUUUGGAGAAGUCAAGUCAUGUUUGUAGUUUUUAUUUAAAAUGAAUGUUAUCAUGUGUUACAUUUGGACUUAUUUAAAAAAAGUGGCCUGUCUCAAUUAAAAAAUAGGUACAAAUGUCCUAAGGUGGGAACAUGCCUGGCAUGUUUGAGAAUAACAAAGGAUCCAGUGUGGCUGGAGCAGAACAAGUGGGGAGUGGGGUGGGAGUGUAUAAGAGAAAAGAUACACUCUGGCUCUGUCAUUUGACCAAGAGGUCAAAUACAACCUCUUGGCUACUCUGAGCGAGAUGAGAAGCCAUUGGAGGGUUUCAAGAAAGGAAUGAUAUGAACUCACAUUUUAACUGCGUUACUUUGGCUACCUUGUUGAGAUAAGAAAAGACUAUGAUGAGGCAAAUGUGUAAGAAAGAAAACUCUCUAUUAGGUCAUUGCAAUAAUCCAGACAAGAAUGGAUGGUGGCUUGGAGAGAGUGGUAGCAGUGGAGGUAAUGAGAAGUAGUCAGAUUUUUUGGAUGUAUUUUGAAGAUAAAGGCAACCGAAUUUGCUCACUGAUUGGAUAUAAGGUAUGAGAGAAAUAGGAGUCAAGGAUAAUUCUAAGUUUUUGUCCUAAGCAACUAAGAGGAUGUCAUUAGCAUUAACUAAGAUGGGGAUAGUCUACAGGAAGAGCAAGAUGAGGGGGCAGGUGGUGGGGGUUGAUCACAAGUUUGUUUUAGAUAUGUUGAGUUUGUGAUGUCUUUUAAACAUCUAAGUGGAUAUAUCAAAUAGAGCAUUCAGUAAAUGAGCUUGGAGGUCAGGGAAGAGGCCCAGGCCCCAGAUAUAAAUGUAUAAAUGUCAGCGAUAUUCAAUGCCAUGAGAGUAGAUGAAAUCGCUUAAAAUGAGAUUAGAGACGAGUGUGAAUGGAGGAGAGGUCUGAGGACUGAGUUUUCAGGUGCUCCAACAUUAAAAGAUUAAGAGGAAGAGGAGGAAUCAGGAAAGGAUACUGAGCAGGGAUGGCCAAUGAGGUAGGAGGAAGAAAGGUAGUAAUACUUCCUAGAAGCCAAGUGGAUAAAGCAUUUCAAGGGGGAGGUGAGUAGUUGUAUCAGAUGCUGCUGAUAGGUCAGGAAAGAUGAGAAAUGGGAAAUGGCUAUUAAAUUUAGCAACAUGAAAAUCAUUAGUACUUUGAAAAUAGUCGUUUUGAAGUGGUGCAUGUGAAAGCCUGACUGGUUCAAGAGAAAAUGAGAGGAGAUACGUUUUCUCCUAAAUGGAAGCAAAGAAAUGGGGUAGUAGCUGAGUGGACCAAUCUUGACCUGGUGUAAUCCUACACGUUGAGGGAAUAAUGGCUUUUCCCUGUCUUACAACACAUUUAUUCAAUAAAAUGGUUACUAAGGGC